This is a messenger RNA of Theobroma cacao (cacao), 1011 nucleotides long. Lineage: Eukaryota; Viridiplantae; Streptophyta; Magnoliopsida; Malvales; Malvaceae. The record is from RefSeq and is a predicted model, not a curated record.
AUGGUACAUGGAGUGUGGUACUUCUGCCUAAAGAUUCUUAAGCAAUAUGGUGUAAAUGGGAAAAUCAAAAUGAAUGCAGAUGGUACUAUGGAAAGAUAUAAGGCAUGUUUGGUAGUGAAAGCUAAAAAUUGGUUUUUAUCCAAAUUGGAAAUUAACAAUGCAUUUUUAAAUGGAGAUUUGGAAGAAACUGCCUAUAUGGAUCUUCCCCAAGGUUAUCAGUUUCAGGGGGAGUGUUCACUAGGAACUAAAAUGUAUUGUUUUAGCCAGUCAAAAUCUGAUUACUCUUUGUUCACCAUGACAACUGGCAGUGGAGAUUUUGUUGCAUUACUAGAUCUUGGUAAGUUGAAGUAUUUUCUUGGUCUUGAGAUUGCAAAGUCACUUGAAGGUGUUUCUUUAUGUCGAAGAAAAUACACAUUGGACUUGCUUGAAGAGUAUGGUUUGUUGGGAACUAAACCAAGUUAUACUCCUAUAAACUAUAAUCAUAAGUUGAGUAAAGUUGAAGCUGAUGAGAAACUUGUUGAUCUUACUUUGCCAGAUAUAACAAUUCUAUCUCAAUUCAUGGAUAAACCAGGUCAUGUGCAUAUGAUGGUAGCAUAUAAAGUCUUAAAAUACUUGAAGUUAGCACCUGGGCAAGGGAUUUUGAUGAAAGCUGAUUCAGAAUUGUGUAUCAUAGCUUAUUUUGAUAGCGAUUAUGCUAGAUGUCUUGACACUAUACGUUCUAUAAUAGGAUUUAAUAUGUUCAUUGGCAACUCUUUGCUUAGCACUUCAACUUCAUCGACAUUGUUAACACCAUCCGCUUUAGCAAGUGGAAGCCACCAGAUGCUUAAGGAGGACACUAUGAUACUCGAGGAUGACAUUGAGAUGCUUGAGGACAACACUACAACGUUUAAUGACAACGAAGCAUGUUAUCAGGGUGAAGAUGAUUGGUUCCCUACCAAUGAAGAUAGCUUUGAUAACGAUUCUGAUGGCUGGCCUGAUGGUUCACAUAUUGACAAUUUAGAGGAUGAUUAG